AUGAAACAUUAUGAAAAUAUUACAAAUAAUUUUAAUUUUUCACGUGAUUUAUAUCCAUAUAUUCGUGUUGUAUCAUUAUGUGAUGAAUAUCUUUUUGAACAUAUAUUUUUUAUUCAAAUUGCUCAAUCAUUUCCAUUUAUGAAAAAACUAUCUAUCACUAAUCGUCCAGAACAAAAUCAUAAACAAUCUUAUAAAUUAAUGAAUAAUAAUCAGAAUUUAUCAAUUAUUAAAUGUAAUUAUUUUAUUGAACUUGAUAUAGAUCGAUCUCAUGAUAAUUAUAUCAUGAAGAAUUUUUAUGUAAUAUGA
Molecule: messenger RNA, 306 nt
Organism: Rotaria socialis
Lineage: Eukaryota; Metazoa; Rotifera; Eurotatoria; Philodinida; Philodinidae
Source: the annotation of a GenBank genome assembly